AUGUAUGUAAAGCAAAAUAUCUCUUCAAGAGAAAUCUUUAAUGAUAAUAACGGUCACUACAUUGGAGUAGAAAUUUCAUUACAAAACAAAAAGAUAUUGCUUGUGGGGAUUUAUGGUCCACAAGAAAGAAAGGAGAAAUACUAUGCAGGAAUAUUUAAUUUGCUCUCUAAUUUGGACUAUACGGAAAUAAUAAUGAUGGGGGACUGGAACGCCGUAAUUAAUCCUGAAAUUGACAGAUCAAAUGAUAAAACAAGGGAAAAAAAUCAAGGAAAACUCCCCUCAUCUUUUUUCAAACUAAUGGAAAAUCAAAAAUUAAUAGACGUUUGGAGACAUCUCUACGGAGGAGCCAAAGAGUACACCUUUUUUUCUCAUGUACAUCAAACCUUUUCCAGAUUAGAUUUUUUUCUAGCCUCUAAAACUCUAAUGACACAAAUUCAGAAAAUGGAUAUCAUUCCAAAGCUGAUGUCAGAUCAUAACCCAAUAUCCUUGAAAUUGAGGAAAGUGAAAAGUUAUUUUAGUUGGAGACUGAAUGAAAAAUUAUUACAAUACCCAGAAAAUGUAACUAAUGCAAGACAAAUCAUAAAAUGGUACUUCGAAGAAAAUUCAGGAAAAGGAACAAGCCCAUUGAUUGUAUGGGAAGCUUCAAAAGCAGUUUUGAGAGGCUUUUUUAUAAAAAUUAACUCUGAAUAUAGAAAGAAACGUGAACAAAAAAUGCAAAAAGUUACAGACGAAUUGAGGAAAAAAGAAGAGGCACACCAAAAAAACCCAACCGAUACUAAGAUCCAAAAUGAACUAAAAAUGGUGCAGAAACAGUUAUCAAUGUUAUUAUCAGAAGAAAUAGAAUACAAACUUAGAUGUCUCAAGCAAAAAAACUUUCAAUUUGCAAACAAGUCUGGGAAAUGGUUAGCUUAUAAAUUAAAGGAAAAGAAAAGCAGAAACGAAAUAACCAAAAUUCAAGAAGGUGGUAAGAUCCAUAUGGAUCAACAAAAAAUCAAGAAAGCAUUUCUAAAAUUCUACGAGAAACUGUACAAACAAGACCCAGAAGAUCUUAAUAAUAUAAAUCAAUAUGUACAAAAUGCGAAUCUAAUUAAAAUAUUUCAAGAACAAAAAGAUAUAUUAAAUCAGCCAAUCUCCACGGCAGAAGUUUUAUCUGCUAUACAGAAAAGUAAAUCGGGUUCCGCUCCGGGUCCAGAUGGCUUCACCUCAACAUAUUAUAAGACCUUCCAGAUGGAACUGGUAGAUCACCUUAAAAACUUAAUGAAUGAUUUAAACCAAGACACCUUCCCGAUGACAUGGAAAGAAGCAGUAAUCACGUUAAUACCUAAAGAAGGUGAAGUGGAUAGUUCGCUUGAUGCUACAAUUACAUCUUUACUCAUAAAUUCUUCACAGCCAAGUCAUACUGUGGGAAAGCACAAUAAGAAACAGUUUUUGGAUUCCUCAAAGAAUUUUAAAAACUUGAAUCGGUCUGAUGAUGAGUUGGACUCUCUGUGUGACUUAAGCCAACUUGAUAUAGAGCCAGAGUUCAAUGAAAAUUUUCUUGGAAGUAAUGAAACUCAAACUGGAGGCUCAUAUUCAGAAAUAGACAUUACUCUGCCUUCAAGUCUGACAGUGGCCACAUGUUGUGAUUAUGAUAGUGGCACUGAUGCAGUAAAAGAGAGAGUGAGCAUUCAUGAAACACAAGAAUUAAUUGGGAAAAAACUGAUACCAUCUCACUUCAGUCAAAUUUAUCAUGAAUUAUCAAUCAUACAUCAAAAACUGCAGCAAGAAAAACUAAUUCAGCAAGAAUUUGCUUUGCAACUCGAAAAACGAGAACACUUCUUAGCUGAACGAGAAGCCCUCCUUUGUAGACAUGAAGCUGCCUUGACCAAGAUAAGAGAUGUAGAAGAGGAAGUUCAUACAAAAUUUCAAAUUAUGAAGGAGCAACAUGAAGCUGAAAUUCAGCAAUUAUCUGAAGCUCUGAAUGAAAAAUCUAAAGAAAACAAAAGGCUUAAGACAUCGUUUGAAACAUUAAGAGAACUGAAUGAUACCUUAAAAAAAACAGGUAAUGAUGUAAGUGAACAAAACAAGAAGCUAGAAGUCCAGUCUCGAAGAGUACAAGCUCGUUUAGAGAAUUUGCAGAGGAAGCAUGAGUUUUUAUCAAUACAGAAGUCCAAAGGAGCUUCCCAGUCAGCCCUGAAGCAUAAAACUGUCAAGCCAGAAAAAGUCAUCAAAAUGUACAAGAUGCCUUUUAAUUCACACAUCUACGACCUUUUAACAGUAUUAAUGGAAUGGAUUUCAGAUCAGCACCUCAACAAACUGAUAGUAGAGGAAGAGAAAGAAGAUAUUCACAAGCGAACAAGAGCCAUCACUCCUACCAAAAACUAUACACAAGAUAAGUGUAUCAAGUGUUUGCCUCUAGUUGCUGAACAGCUCCAGUGGAUGCCCUUUGUGGAUCCAAACUUGCACUUCCAUGUGGUUAAAUUUAUUUACUGGACUUUGAGACAGUUAGAUGGGAGGAUGCAGUAUGCAGCAAUGACAUCAACAAUGCGAAGAAUGGGUGAAGAUUUAUUUAAAGGAGUUGUUGCUAAGGAAAAUCAGUGUACUUCUUCUGAACAUGCUACUGAUCUCAAACCAAAGUCAGCAGCUUUCUUCAAAAGCUGCAGUUUACCUUUAAGGGUAGUGUCAACUUUAAUUAUAAUAAAAACAGUGACACAAGCUGAUUACUUGGCUCAAGCCUUUGAUUCACUUUGCAUUGAUCUGAAGACAGAUGAAGGGAAAGCCUUAUUUUUGGAUUAUGAAGCUGUGCCUAUUAUAUUAAGUCAUAUUCGAAUAUCAAAUAAAGGCCUACUUUCCAAUGCCAUUGAUAGUUUACUUCAGAUGACAACAGAAUCCAGGUUUUUGCAUCGGUUUCUUAAAGCUUGCAGUAACGAGGCAUUUUUCCGUACUUGUUCAGUGCUGCUUCGAAAUCCUAAGCUAGAUACUCAGAUACUGGAAAAACUCAGCAUUCUGCUGCAAAAGCUAUCAAAAAUCAAGAGCAACAAGAAGAUGUUUGAGCUGUUUACUAUUCACCUGAUGAUUCAAGAGCUACAGAGGACAGCACAUCCAGAUCAUGCUUUUUUAGUUAUAAACCUCAAUUCAAUUCUCUUUAAUUUGGGUUUGACAAAAAGCCAUCAUCUUUCAAAUAGUUUAAACCAGCAACAAGGUGCAUUGGAUUAAGGUUUGUUUCUUGUAAAGUAAUAGAUUCUUUGGAGCAGAUAAGUAGAGUCUUUUCAAGGCUGUAUUAAAUUUGCAUUAAAUAAACUAUUGGUUAUUUUA
Molecule: messenger RNA, 3294 nt
Organism: Sceloporus undulatus (fence lizard)
Lineage: Eukaryota; Metazoa; Chordata; Lepidosauria; Squamata; Phrynosomatidae
Gene: CCDC138
Product: coiled-coil domain containing 138
Exons: 14
Coding region: 1-3195 (1064 amino acids)
Source: RefSeq, a predicted model, not a curated record